GGGGCGGCAACAGUGUGAGGUUUGCUCUCCGGUCGAGGCUUCGGAUUAGGCAAGAGAAAUGCCAUUUAUUAAGGGCCUACCGAAAGGGUGAAGGGAGGCGUGAACCAGCAGUGAAGUUGGUUGGGCGAAAAUGUCCGCUGUGCCCGAUGGCAAAAAGCUGGUCCGUAGCCCAAGCGGACUACGCAUGGUGCCCGAGAACGGAGCUUUCAGCAGCCCUUUCUAUUUUGACGAACCGCAGUGGGUACCAGAUAAGGAGUGCCCAAGAUGCAUGCAGUGUGACACAAAGUUUGACUUCCUCACUAGAAAGCACCAUUGCAGACGCUGUGGGAAAUGUUUUUGUGACAAGUGUUGCAGCAAGAAAGUGCCUCUACCCCGGAUGUGCUUUGUGGACCCUGUCAGACAGUGUGCAGAGUGCGGCCUCCUCUCUCAGAAGGAGAUGGAAUUCUAUGACAAGCAGCUGAAGUUGCUCCUUAAUGGUGGAUCAUUUCUGGUAACACAGGGAAAUUCUGAGAAAUCUGAAGCAAUGAUGUGCAGACUUUCAAACAACCACAGGUAUCUCUUCAUGGUUGGAGUGAGUCAUCUGCAGGUUGAGCUUGCCCGCAUUUCUAGUGUCCAGAUUCUCACAGACGGAUUUGCUCCAGGAGAAAAAGAUAUUCACACUUACACCAGUCUCCUGGAAAGUCAGUAUAUUUCUGAAGGUGGAAAUUCUCGCCCCAGUGGGAUGCUGCUGCAAUAUAAGCUACCUGCAUCCCAGGACAUACAAGAACUCAGGCUGACUGCCCAUGAAGAGAGGAAGGUUGCUGCCUCCUGGCUGGCUGCCAUGCACAAGGCAGCAAAGCUUCUGUACGAGUCUCGAGAUCAGUAAGCGAAAUGCCAUUGCAGGAAGAGCGCUCGAGAUUCCUCAGCUGUAUUAACAAAGCCUCUGUAAUUGCUGCUUUAGUGCCCCAAUUUAUUUACUCUUCAGAGAAUCCUGGGGACCCACCAGUACAAUAUUUAGUGCAAUAUGUACAUUUUAAUAAUGCUUUAAAUGUAGUCUCACAAUUUUCAAUUUUGUAAAAAUAUUUUGUUAAAUAUUUCUAUAUUUUAGCACAGUUAACCCGGCAGUGUGCAUUCUUUUUUACUGCCCGAGUAUUUAGAAUAAUUUUGUAGCACUUAUGUACAUUUUCCUACAUUCUGGUAUAAAUCCAGUAUUUUUUUUUCCAAUGAAUAUCUUCCUACAGAGACCAAGAGGUGAAAUUCUAAUUGGUUUUCUUUGGAGUAUUAAUAUAUCUCAACUGUAACAGAAACAUUAAAGAGACUGAAGCACAGGACUAUUUAAUAAACCACUAAUGUAAAGUUUAAACUGAGUGGAUGUUUUCAAAAAGUGCCAUUUUUUUUGUUAACCAGGGACUUGAAAUACGUUUUUUUGUGUACGUCAGUGUAUCCAGACCAGAAAAGCUUGCUUUGUUUAUAUUAAAAAAAAAAAAAGUCUGCUAUGAGCCAAAACUGCCUGAGAUUGUAAAGCAACACUACAAGAGAAAAACAAAAAGUUCUGUGAGAAAUGUUUGGCAUCGGACGGAAGUUACCCUUCUUCUUCUUCUUCUUCUUCUUCUUUGUAUGUACUUUGCAGUGACCUCUAAAGCCUGUAAAUAAGUCUGCCUGUUCAAAUGAAAGCUGUUUGUAUGGUGUGUACAUUUUUCUUGAAUUAAAUUUUUAAAACCUGAAUCUA
Molecule: messenger RNA, 1708 nt
Organism: Polypterus senegalus (gray bichir)
Lineage: Eukaryota; Metazoa; Chordata; Cladistia; Polypteriformes; Polypteridae
Gene: zfyve21
Product: zinc finger, FYVE domain containing 21
Exons: 8
Coding region: 131-865 (244 amino acids)
Molecular function (GO): metal ion binding
Source: RefSeq, a predicted model, not a curated record